UGGUUUUCAUGCAAACUCGUCUAUAUGAAUCUUUUCAAUUCACGUGAAAUAACUCAUUUGGGAAUCGAUAUAUUUUGAACUUAUGAUGAUUAACAAUCGUGUUGGUCGAGCGUGAAACUUUCAAGAUCUACGAGUCAUGAUUGUUAUUCAAUAUUUUACCCAUUGAUUGACAAGUUAGCUGAUGAUUGUCUAAAUAGAGGCAGUUUAUCAGCGAGACGUGAAGAGUUUAUUUUACUUAGAUUUCAUACAAUUGAUCUUUAAUAAUUGAGCAAAAGUGCGGAGAAAACGUGACAGUGGCGAGCAUAAUUUUACGAAAAAUCUUCCUGGAUUAGUACUUAUCAACUAGUACUGAUACGCAUUAUCGCGAAACGGUCGAUUGAUCGAGUGUUUCUCUUGCUAGAUUUUUACAAAAAUUCACCCGCAUCAUACACGUAGCCGCGGUAUAAAAUCUCGCACAGUCGUAGUUUGAGGUUAGUCUGACUGAACGCGGUUGUCUUUCGCGCGCGUGUACAUAAUUUAUUUUCCAUUCACUAAACUCUUAUGAGCUGAUGUCACGCAUUACGCUAAUCAGACUGCGUUUAAAAUGACACUUCUCUGGAAAUUGCUGUCUAACCCUGGCAUCCUACGAAAAGCAGGAUGUCGCGGUAUCAGCGUGUCGCACAAGUUAUUCGACUCUUACCUGGCCACGCGGAUCAUCAAAGUGCCGAAGAAGAACCGUGCGGCCUUCAUUGGUUUAAGACAUCACGCAACCAACACCGUCAAAUCCGACGUCUCGACAUUCGUCACGCGUUCGGCUAAAAGGGCCAAAAAGACCUCGGAGCUGAGGAGUUUGAUUCUAUUAGCCGCGCCCGAGAAGUGGACCCUGAUGAAGGCCAUCGCAUUUUUACUGGUGUCGUCCAGUGUGACGAUGGCUGUGCCCUUUUGCUUCGGCAAAGUGAUAGAUGUUAUCAGCACUGCGAAGAAAGAAGAGAUGAAAGAGAAUCUUAGUCGACUAACGUUGGUUCUGCUUGUAGUAUUUCUCAUAGGUGGCCUGAGCAACUUUAGAAGAGUUUAUUUGAUGUCCACAGCAGGACACAGGAUUACACAAUCUCUGAGGAAACAAGCUUACGCUGCUAUUCUUCGGCAAGAGACAGCAAUGUUUGAUAAGGGGAGCACAGGGGAACUAGUUGGGAGAUUGAUUGGAGACACACAGCUUAUCAGCUCCGCCGUUACGUCCAACGUCUCGGACGGUCUACGUUCCGCCGUCAUGGCGGUAACAGGAGUGUCCAUGAUGUUCUACGUAUCGCCGUCGCUCGCUCUGCUCGGCUUAGCUAUAGUACCACCCGUGGUGGUCGUCGCGGCUGUUUGGGGACGCGUGUUGAAGAGAGUCUCCAAAGACUUGCAGAAUAGCUUCGCGGUGCUCAACACGACUGCCGAGGAGCGAAUCAGCAACAUCAGAACCGUGAAAGCAUUCGCGCAAGAAGAGCGCGAGAUCGGCCGGUACAGCGCGAAGCUGCGGAACGUUCUCGCGCUCUGUUACAAGGAGAGCCUCUACAGAGGCUUAUUCUUCGGCAUGACCGGCCUCUCCGGGAACGCAAUCGCCCUCUCGGUCCUCUACAAUGGCGUAUUCAUGGUGUCGAGCGGCGACAUAACGGUCGGCAGUCUGAGCGCUUUUCUGCUGUACGCGGGCUACGUGGGCAUAUCUCUAAACGGGCUGUCCACGGCGUACAGCGAGCUGAACAAGGCGCUUGGCGCAAACACUCGUCUCUUCGAGCUGAUCAAUCGACAGCCGCUCAUCCCUAUUCAAGGCGGGCAAGUCUUGGACAAGGAGUUGUCGGGCAACGUGGCGUUUCGCGACAUCUUCUUCGCCUAUCCAACGCGCGACACGGUGCCUGUACUGAAAGGCUUCAACUUGAACGUGGAGGAAUGUUCCAUGACGGCCAUCGUGGGGCUCUCGGGCUCUGGCAAGUCCACCGUUGCGUCUCUCUUGCUCAGGCUGUACGAUCCCACGAAAGGAUCGAUACUUUUAGACAAUCACGAUCUCCGUCUGCUCGAUUCCUCGUGGGUGAAGUCGCAGAUCAGCGUGGUGUCUCAGGAGCCGAUUCUGUUCAGCUGCUCGAUACGGGAGAAUAUAUUGUACGGGAUGGAGAGCGCGUCAGACGCCGACGUGCUGGAGGCCGCGCGGCUGGCGCACGUGUUGGAGUUCACGGACAAGAUGACGGAUGGAUUGGACACGAUAGUGGGGGAGAGGGGGAUCGCGCUCAGCGGCGGGCAGCGUCAACGAGUCGCGAUCGCCAGGGCCUUAAUUAAGAAACCAAAGAUCCUAAUACUCGACGAAGCGACCAGUGCCUUAGACGCGGAGAGCGAGUAUUUCGUCCAGGAGGCGUUGGAACGCGCCAUUCGUGGCAGAACGGUGAUAACCAUCGCCCAUAGGCUCAGCACGAUCAAGAACGCUGACAAAAUCGUGGUGCUCGACGGCGGACGGGUGGCGGAGACCGGCUCCUACGUCGAGCUGAUGAGCUUGGAGAACGGUCACUUCAAAAAAUUAGUGAAGCACCAAACGUUCACGUAGAGAAAAAAAAAUGGAGAAAGGAAUCACCGAGCGGAUGACCACUCGUCGAUUCGUUCAAAUGCUCUCUUCUCUUCACGUGUGUCCUUGAAUGUAUUAUAUGUACAUAUUUAUUACUUUUAGGCAUCUCGAACGACUAAUAAAAUUAGUUACCGCUUA
Messenger RNA from Odontomachus brunneus, 2707 nucleotides. Its product is annotated as ATP-binding cassette sub-family B member 10, mitochondrial. Gene Ontology annotation, biological process: transmembrane transport. The record is from RefSeq and is a predicted model, not a curated record. The transcript has 3 exons. Gene Ontology annotation, molecular function: ABC-type oligopeptide transporter activity; ATP binding; ATP hydrolysis activity. NCBI's taxonomy places the organism in Eukaryota, Metazoa, Arthropoda, Insecta, Hymenoptera, Formicidae. Gene Ontology annotation, cellular component: membrane. The coding region runs from base 584 to 2551 and encodes 655 amino acids.